AGAACAGUCAUUGAGGAGCAAAGUAGAGGGUGCAGCAGUACAGAGAAAUGAAUGAAGGGACCACAUAUGCUGAGGCUGUUAAUAAAGUUACUAAAUGUGGUGAAGUAGAGGAAAUGAGGAGGAAUGAAGGGGGAGGCUCCACUCCAGUAACACGUGUAACAGAAGACUCAAUGGAGGUGGCAGUAAUGCACGAAAUAGUUCCUAGUCUGCCGGAAAUAAGAAGAAGACGAAGAUGACUUGGGGGGGAAAAAAGCAGAAGUGGAGCAAAGUAAACCACAUUAAUGGGAGUUUUCUGAACCGGAAUCAUCGUCUUCUCUCCCCGUCGGUCUUCUGUAUCAUCGAGCUCAGAAAUGAAUGGAUAAAUGGAGGAACUCAACAACAUGUGGCUCAUGUUAUUGUUCCUCCUGAACGCGAACACAGAGACAAACGCUCUCCAGGUGAUUGGAGGAAACCAGACUGUGGUGCAAGGACGUACAGUUACAUUCCCCUGCAAACUUGUUGACACCACAGAGACCCUCACCCAGAUUUCAUGGCAGAGGACGACCAGAGUUAAAACAAAUAAUUAUUUCUUGACGGUUCUGAAAACAAAUGGACCAGAGUAUGUCAAUGGACGCGAUGAUCGAAUUAAGUUUAUUGGGAACUUCAAUGAGCUUAAUGGAUCUUUUCAGAUAUCCAAUGUCUCAUUGCUGGAUGAAGGCAUCUACACUUGCAUCUUCACUUUGUUCCCCAGUGGAAGUCACAACACAUAUAUACAUCUGGAUGUGCUCGUGCCUCCUGACAUACGUGUGAAGGAUAACCUUCCUACUUUGGCUGAUAAAGAAGUUUGCAUUGCCACCUGCACGGCUGCUGGUUCCAAGCCUCCGGCAAACGUGAGGUGGCUCACAGGUAGCUUAGCAGAAAACUUGAGGGCAACAGCCAACUCCACGCAUCAUGACAAUGGUAUGACUACCACAGUCAGCUACCUGUUUGGAGUACCUACCAUUGGAAUCAACCAACAGGUGGUCCACUGUGUCGUCACCAGUCCAGCCCUGUCGAAAGAGACAGAGAUGCCCUUUACUAUACAAGUUUACUUUGCGCCUAUGGAAGUGAAAAUUGUUGAAAAUCCCAAAGAAGACUCAUUUCAAUGUGUGGCUGAUGCCAACCCCAAAGCAGAAUUUACCUGGACCAGAGUUGACCAAGCGUGGCCUCAGUCUGGUGUCAGAGUAGAGGGUGGAACGCUGCAGUUUCUGACCAGGAGCCCUCACCUGAAUGGCCUCUACCAGUGUACCGCAUUUAACCAAUAUGGAAGAAGCUUUGUUUACAUCUUUAGAUCUGUGAUUUCAGAAUCCUGCAUUGUUUGUUGGAUCUUAUUUGCUCUUCUGAUCGUCAUUGUCAUCGUAGCUGCAGCAGUGUGGCAUGUUUAUAAACAUGACAAACUACCAUGUUUAGUUUCAAGGGAAGCCGCGGCCACAGACGGGGAGAUGGUGGAGCCGAUACGUCUUUGAAUGAGGACCAUCGAGAAGCAGAAGAAACGGUAAUACAGGCAGAGAUAGAAGAAACGUGUCAUAUUUAAUUUGCUGCAAUACUAUUUGGCUCUUAAGUUUCCCUCAAAAUUUAAUUUAAAACAUUAAUUAAUAAUAAACCUUUUUCUCAUGCAGUUAUUAGGGGUA
Molecule: messenger RNA, 1649 nt
Organism: Hippoglossus stenolepis (Pacific halibut)
Lineage: Eukaryota; Metazoa; Chordata; Actinopteri; Pleuronectiformes; Pleuronectidae
Product: nectin-4
Exons: 9
Coding region: 363-1484 (373 amino acids)
Biological process (GO): homophilic cell-cell adhesion; heterophilic cell-cell adhesion
Cellular component (GO): adherens junction
Source: RefSeq, a predicted model, not a curated record